AUGAACAACGAACAAGACGACAAUAUUAACGAAUUUCUCGAGGAGAUCCAAAAUCGCCGGAAGCUCCCACGGUCAUUGCCCCAAGCAUUGAAGAAUUUACAGGAGGCUGAUGAAGUCACGACGGAGAGAAUCUUUUACGACUACGGCGGCGUGCCUGCCUGGACAGCAUAUGUCCUGGUAAAAAGAGCGACGGAAUCUACUGGCCACGUCUCGGGCAGAGGAAAACGCCGACGUCUUCUAGACCGUAUAGAAGAGCAAAGCAUCGAAUCACGACAGUCACUAGCAGAACGACUUGGCGCACGAAUAGAGCCUGUACAGCAGCAGCGCUUCCAGCGGGCAUCUCAACCUGCAAGCAGCAGCAGAGGCAAUGAAAGGGAACUCCUCUGCGCAGAGGGCACCGGAGACGAUCAACUAGCACGGGAGAGCUCACAACAGAGCGAGAUACGAAGUACAGGCCCAGACUCUACAACGAGCCAGUUGACUCCGCAACAGACCCCCCGACUUGUACCAUUUGCAACGACACACGGCUUUACCUCCUCUAUAUCCGCAUCGACGAGCGCUGGCGUCCUGAAUCCAAUCGAAUUUUUCUCCGAAGAACGACAUGUCCUCAAAUAUGCCUCCAUCGCAGAAUGUGCCUCUAUCUUCCCUCCAUAUCUCGCGAGGGCUAUUGUCAGGCGGACUUUACCUCACAACUCUGGCACAUUAGGAGCGGCAAUUUCAAUGGCACUUCCUUUUCAAGGCUUUACGAAGUGUCUGGUCAGGAUAGAGGUCACAAGUAGCAAGGUUGAGCAUAUUGCCCAAGAGUUGUUUGGUGCACAGCUUGAGACGGAGCAUGGUGUUCGGUAUCUAUAUCAGCCAAAUGGCCAAAAGAUUACUCCCUACCCGCGCCUCCUCCUCCGAGAGUGCCGCCUUGAUAAUAUCGGUAGCUUUUUUGGCUCGGAGCUUGCGGAUGCAAUUUUCGCCACUCCAGUCUACCAGAUGGAUAUCCAGAAAAGAAAUGGAUAUACGAGUUGUGUUUCAAUGGCAAUUUCUUCUGUGGCGGAUGAGAGCGCGGAUAUCUUCAUAUUGUUGUGGCCAAAGGAAGGCAUGGCGCUUCGAGAUAGACUGUAUACCUAG
Diaporthe citri is the source of this 1116-nucleotide messenger RNA. RefSeq lists its product as uncharacterized. The record is from RefSeq and is a predicted model, not a curated record. Lineage: Eukaryota; Fungi; Ascomycota; Sordariomycetes; Diaporthales; Diaporthaceae. The transcript has a single exon. The coding region runs from base 1 to 1116 and encodes 371 amino acids.